Molecule: messenger RNA, 468 nt
Organism: Tetrahymena thermophila SB210
Lineage: Eukaryota; Ciliophora; Oligohymenophorea; Hymenostomatida; Tetrahymenidae
Product: transmembrane protein, putative
Exons: 1
Source: RefSeq, a predicted model, not a curated record
AUGAAUAAAUAAUUCUGUAGUCUAUCCAUAUUGGUUUUAUUCACCCUAGUACUAUCUGGUUUCUGCUUAAAUGAUAAAGUAUAUUAAACUGCAACUAAAGGUUUUUUCGAAUGGUAGGCAUGUAUCAUGUUAAAAUUCCCGAAUAUGCCUUAAUGUGAUGAGAUUAAAGAUGACAAUUCUGCUUUAAUUACUUGCUACAAUACAUAUUUUGCAUUCUUGUAUUAUUAUGGUUUUCCAUCAUUUUAAUAAAUCACUCCUGAAUGUAAGGCUUUCUAAAAUGAUUUAGAAGGUACUAUUCUAUAUAAUAAUUUUGCUACAACUUAUCCUGAUUGCUUGAACAGUAUCAUGGACAAAAUUAAAUCCUUGUUCCCUUACUCUCCUUUCUUUUAUGAUAACAUCUUACCCAUUUUUUUAGAAUGUGGUGGCGUAUCUGCUGAAGAAACAAAAUAGAUCAAUAAUUAAAUAUGA